Messenger RNA from Helianthus annuus (common sunflower), 2662 nucleotides. RefSeq names its product receptor-like kinase LIP1. Gene Ontology annotation, biological process: protein autophosphorylation. The coding region runs from base 224 to 2341 and encodes 705 amino acids. NCBI's taxonomy places the organism in Eukaryota, Viridiplantae, Streptophyta, Magnoliopsida, Asterales, Asteraceae. Gene Ontology annotation, cellular component: plasma membrane; plasmodesma. The record is from RefSeq and is a predicted model, not a curated record. Gene Ontology annotation, molecular function: ATP binding; transmembrane receptor protein tyrosine kinase activity. The transcript has 4 exons.
UUGGCGAUUGACGAACUUUGAUUUCUCUUUAGAACACAUCAAUAAUUAGUAGCUAGCUCUUUCAAGCUUCGUUUAAGCUACUCAUUGUUUCCAUCUUUGUAGUUUUUUACUUCCCUGUAGUAAUAAAGGAGUGAAGCUGACUCGACGUGAAGGUAGAGGAUUUGGAGGUCCGGUCCAUAAUCAACUAAGUCAGAUCUUCUCCUUUGCCCGAUUUGAUCAUACGAUGUCUUUCAUGAAAGAUUUUGAUCACCUUAAAAUUCAAAUGAAAGAUGUAGUAUCAGCCACCAACAACUUUGAUCCCACCAGGGUGAUCGGCUUUGGUGGAUUCGGAAAAGUGUAUAAAGGAGAACUCUCUUCCCCAGAGGGACAAAUCACCUUCGCUUUUAAGCAUUUAGAUCGAAGACUAGGGCAGGGGGACAUAGAGUUUUGGAAGGAAAUCAUGAUGCUUUCCAAAUACAAACAUAAAAAUUUAGUCACCCUUAUGCACUUUUGCAUCGAGGACGAUGAGAUGAUCCUCGUGUAUGAGUAUGCUUCUCGUGGAAGCCUCGAUCGGUAUUUGUCUGAUGCUAGUACUCUCACUUGGACCCAACGCUUGAAGAUAAGUGUCGGGGUUGCACAUGGGCUACAGUUCUUACAUGAUCCUAAGGACUCACAACAAAGAGUUAUUCAUCGAGACAUCAAAAGCGCAAACAUUCUUUUGGAUGACGACUGGACAGCUAAAGUUUCCGAUUUUGGAUUGUCAAAAGUUGGCCCUGCUAACCAAGCGCACACAUAUAUGGUCUCCUAUGGUGUUGGCAUGCCUGGGUAUUGUGAUCCGUUAUAUAUGGAGUUGGGUUUCCUAUCAAAAGAGUCUGACGUGUAUUCUUUUGGAGUUGUGUUGUUUGAAAUUUUGUGUGGGAGAUUAUGCUAUGAGUCUUGUAAUCGUGAGCAGACUAAAAUUUUAGUACCUAAAUGGAGACGAUAUUAUGAUGAAAAAAGAUUAGAUGAGAUUAUUCUUCCUGAUCUAAGAGAACAAAUGGAUCCAGGCUCUUUGGAAUCAUUUUCAGCAAUUGCUUAUCAAUGUGUGAAAAAAGUUCGAGAAGAGCGGCCCACCAUGGCUGAGAUCGUUAAAGAACUUGAGUUUUCACUCGAACAACAGGAGAUUUUUGAAAACGUACCCAUACUUGAAAGCAGCCAUAGUCAAAUGUAUCAAUCACUAGAUGAUGAUCGUCCUCUCAAUAUUAAACCAAGAUUUCAUGACCGGGCCGAUGACGAUUGCUCUCAGUCAACCCCCUUCAGAGAUGAAUUUGAUGAUUCAGAAGGUUCGAAUUUUGUUUCCGAAAUGGAAGAUUUCAAGACCCCAAAUUUGGACAAAGUUACGGAGGCGAGUUCUAGCCAGGACAGUGGCAGUGGAGGACAGCGGCGGUUGUGGGUAAAAGAAAGAUCGAAGACGAUGUGGGAGCAUUACAAUAGCGACGAAUGUCCAGACGAGGAAUUUAAAAAAGUUUUCCGAAUGAGUAAAGUGACGUUUGAUAUGAUCUGUGACGAGUUAGAUUCACAUGUCAGUAAAAAUGACGUCGAUCCCCCUUCGGUUAUUACAGUUCGUCUUCGGGUCGCAGUUUGCUUAUACCGUUUAGCAACUGGUGAUCCUUUGCGAAAAGUAUCAAAUGUAUUUGGGCUAGGUAAAUCUACAUGCCACAAACUAGUCCUUGAAGUAUGUGACGCGAUUGUAACAGUCCUAAUGCCCAAGUUCAUACAAUGGCCCAAUAAGGAACGUCUUGAAGACAUUAAAACUGAAUUCGGGUCAAUCUCAGGCAUACCCGACAUUUGUGGAUCAAUAUACACCACCCACAUCUCCGUAAUCGCACCAAAAACCAACAUGGCUGCAUAUUUUAACAAAAAACACACCGAGCGAUAUCAAAAAAUAUCAUACUCAAUCACGAUCCAAGGUGUGGUUGACUCACGAGGCGUCUUCAUCGAUGUGUGUAUCGGCUACCCUGGCUCAAUGCCCGUUGCCAAAAUAUUGGAAAAAUCAGCUCUUUCGCAAAGAUUCAAUAGUGGUCAAUUAAAAAACAUAUCAAUACUGGGCGGUUCCAACUACCCACUACUAGACUGGCUUUUGGUGCCGCACAACAAUCAAAAUAAAACAUGGAGAGAGCAUUUAAUUAACGAGAAACAUGGUGUGGUACAAAGGAUAGCAAAAGAUGCAUUUAUGAGAUUAAAAGGGAGAUGGGCAUAUUUACAAAAAAGGACAGAAGUCAAGCUUGAAAAAUUGCCAAGGGUUUUAGGGGCAUGUUGUGUUUUGCACAACAUUUGUGAGAUCAACAAUGAGGCCAUGGAUGAGGAUUUAAUUGAAGUUUGAUUUGUUUGACGAUGAGAUUGUCGUUGGGUAAAUGGUAGGUAAAUCCGUAAAUGUAGUGCAACUUACUGAGUUAGAUUAGAGACUUGUUGCAUCAUAGGCAGGGAGGUACUGGCUUUAGAUGAUUAUAGGAAAUGAUUUUUUUUUCAUGCAUGAGAUCAUUAAGAAUGAUAUGUACGUAAUUAUGUAUCACUCUAGGUUUUAAUUUACUUGAUUUGUUUAUUAUCCAUGUAUCCUAGUGUUUAUUUAUAUACACAUUUGUAUAUUGUGAUUAUUUUACGCCCCGUUUGCGGUGUGCAUAUAUAAUGUAUAUAUGUGUAGGUC